Messenger RNA from Schistocerca americana (American grasshopper), 1041 nucleotides. RefSeq names its product piggyBac transposable element-derived protein 4-like. Lineage: Eukaryota; Metazoa; Arthropoda; Insecta; Orthoptera; Acrididae. The transcript has 3 exons. The coding region runs from base 1 to 1041 and encodes 346 amino acids. The record is from RefSeq and is a predicted model, not a curated record.
AUGACUCUGAUGAUGAUGUGGACUAUGUUCAAGAAGAAGUUUCUGGCAGUUCAGGUAAAGAAUUCUGACAACAAAACAGAUUCCAAAGAGGAGAGCAGGUGUCCAAGAACUUCAGUAGCAAGUAAUCCCGUCGAUAUUGUGCCUGAAGAACGAGCGAGACUCACUGCGAGGGGGAAGCCGAGACCUGCGCGCCGCACCGAUUCUGAGGAAGGUGAAAGGUCUGACACAGUGACUCUGGUAAAGACACUGCUUGCAAAUCUGUCAGGAAAAGGCUACACUUUGUUUACAGACAGAUUCUACACGAGUCCAAUACUUGCUUCAGAACUGGAAGCUGCAAAAACUGCUCUUGUGGGAACAACAAGAAAAUCUAGGCAGGGAUUGCUUCGUCCUAUAAAAGAUACAAACCUUCAGCGAGGAGAACUUAUUUUCAGGCGUAAAGGAAAUAUGUUAGCACUGUGUUGGAAGGACAAAAGAAAUGUGCAUAUGAUAAGUACAAGACACACUGCUGAGAUGGUCACUUUCACUGAUCAGAAAGGAAGAGAGAAGUCAAAGCCAGCCUGUGUAGUGGACUAUAAUAAAAACAAGUUUGGUGUUGACUUAUCAGAUCAGCGACUGUCAUACGGCGCAUUUGAACAUCGCACUGUGAAGUGGUGGAGAAAGUUGGAACUCCAUGUUAUACUAAUGGUGAUUGUAAAUUCCUGCAUAUUAUAUAAUAAGGUUACUGGAAAACACCUCACAACAUCUCACUUCAUGACAGUUAUCUGUGCAGAUCUUGCACAAAGCAAAUAUCUUAAACCCCGACCUAGUCCAUCCGGACUCUCAAGACUAUCAACUGGAAAUCAUUUCCUGGAAAAGAUUGAGACAGAAGUAGGUAAGAAAAAGAAACAAAAACAGUGUGUAGUGUGUUAUCUGAGAGGAAAAAAACUGACUGGAAAAGUGUGGCGAAAAGACACAAGCUACCAGUGUAGUGAAUGUAAAGUAGCAUUGUGCAAAAUGCCGUGCUUCAAAAUUUACCACACAAAGAGCAAAAUUGCAUCCUAA